CUCUCCCCUGCCCCCCCACACACCCUGCGCGCGCGCGCCAACCGUCAACAGCCAUGGAAGCCCGGCCCCCGGCCGCGUCCGGGAUGGAGACCCUGUCGUUCCCGCGCUUCAACGCGGCCGAGCUGGUCGGCUACAUCCGCAACCUCAUCCUGACCGGAGCCGACGGGAAAAACCUGUCCAAGAACGACCUCUACCCCAACCCUAAGCCAGAAGUCCUGCACACGAUCUUCAUGAGGGCCCUGCAGAUCGUCUACGGCAUCCGCCUGGACCACUUCUACAUGAUGCCGAUGAACGUGGAGAUCGUGUACCCGCAGAUCAUGGAGGGGUUCCUGCCCAUCUGCAGCCUGUUUAUCCACCUGGACUCCUUCCUCCCCAUCUGUCGCGUCAACGACUUCGAGAUCGCCGACGUCCUGUGCCCAAAGGGGAAACGGACCAGCCGGUUCCUCAGUGGCAUCAUCAACUUCAUCCACUUCCGAGAAACCCACCGGGAAGCCUACCUGGAGCUGCUCUGGAGACACAAAUCCUCGCUGGACAAGAAGAACCAGCUGGAGGCCGCCAACCAGGAGGCCGCGAUGAAGCUGGAGAUGUUGAAUUCGGUCCCGGCCGAGCAGCAGGCGGAGUUCCAGCACCUGUCGGACGACAUUCAGAAGCUGCAGCAGACGCUGAACCAGGAUUUCCGCCGGAAAACCGGAGGCUUGCAGGAAGUGAUCUCCCAGAAGAAGGCGGUUGUGGCGGAGAAGACGCGACGCUUGAACGAAAUCAAGCUGGCCACGGUCGCCCUGAGGGAGGAGCAGGAUUCCCUGAAGGCCAAGAUCGUGGAAUCGCCCGAGGAGCUGAAGAACUACAAGGAGAGGAUGAAGGAGACGGUCCAGAAGCUGAAACUGGCCAAGCAAGGCCUGACGGAGAAGUACGAAGCCUACCGAGACUUAGUGGACAGUCUACCCACCUGCCAGCUGGAAGUCCGCUCCUACCAGAAAAAGGCGCAGAGCCUCGCCGCCAACGUGGACAGGGCGGCCGCCAUCCGGGCCGAGAGCCGGGCCCUGGAGGACCAGAUCGAGAGCGGCCAAGUGGAGCUGAAGAACCUGAGCACGGAGAGCAGCUCGCUGAAGAGGCUGACCGUCGCCAAGAAGGAGAAGCUCACCACGGCCCAGUUCAAGAUCACCAAGAACCAGGAGGACGCCGAGCUGUACAAGCGCACCGUGUUCGAGGACUGUAACAAAGUGCAGGAGAAGCGGGGGGCCGUUUGCGAGCGGGUGACGGCCAUCAACAACGAGAUCCAGAAGGUGAAAGUGGCCAUCCAGAGCCUGCAUGACACCACCAAGAAGGAGAAGCUCAAGUCCCAGGAAAUCUUCUCUACCCUGAGAAGCGCUCUGGAGAAAUACCACGACGCCUUGGAGAAAACUGCCCAGCUGUCUUCGGCCCGGAUGGACGACAAGAUGGCGGAACUGAACAGGAAGAUCUUCCAGAUGUAGACUGGAGAUAAGAAUCCCUCAAAACCUUGCUCCGAGCUGGAAUAAUGAGCUUAGAAAGAAAAGAUCGCUUCCAUCUUUCUACAUUAAAAAAAAGAAAAAGGAAAAAAAAACGAGUCCAGGCCCAGCGGUUCAACAAAUAUUACUCAUGUCGUCGGCGGAAAGAAAGGGGGACGUGUGAAUUUUUCUUCAAAAAAGGGGAAGGGGAAACACAGAAAGCAUUGUUCGGCGUAUCGGAAAAAUUAAUCGACAUAGAAAAGUGUAAGAGCUCGCAAUUCAGAAAGCCAAGAAUUGGGACAGCCCAGCGGAGGAUAAUUUUGUAGCCAGUUAAUUUAAUUGCAUAAAUCAUUCCUUUGUUAGCAAUAAAGAGAUAUAAUUAA
This is a messenger RNA of Tachyglossus aculeatus (Australian echidna), 1849 nucleotides long. It is a transcript of the gene NUF2, whose product is annotated as NUF2 component of NDC80 kinetochore complex. Gene Ontology annotation, biological process: meiotic chromosome segregation; mitotic spindle organization; attachment of mitotic spindle microtubules to kinetochore. The coding region runs from base 54 to 1472 and encodes 472 amino acids. The transcript is spliced from 15 exons. Gene Ontology annotation, cellular component: kinetochore; Ndc80 complex. The record is from RefSeq and is a predicted model, not a curated record. Gene Ontology annotation, molecular function: protein-containing complex binding. NCBI's taxonomy places the organism in Eukaryota, Metazoa, Chordata, Mammalia, Monotremata, Tachyglossidae.